Molecule: messenger RNA, 237 nt
Organism: Pestalotiopsis fici W106-1
Lineage: Eukaryota; Fungi; Ascomycota; Sordariomycetes; Amphisphaeriales; Sporocadaceae
Exons: 3
Coding region: 1-237 (78 amino acids)
Source: RefSeq, a predicted model, not a curated record
AUGCCCAUCAGCAAGAAGGACAGAAGAGCUCGUGAGCAGAAGGCUGGUGAUAAGGCCGGUACUCGCGCCGCCGUCAAGGCCAAUGGUCUCCCGGUCAAGGCUCCCAAGCCCACAUCCAUCUGCCAAAACUGUCGCAAGGAGAUUGUCAACACCAACAAAAUCCAGUUGGAGGUGCACGCUGGCACCCACGACCCUAAGCUGUGGCCCAAGGAAAAGUGCUGGCCCAACGACUUUUAG